AUGUUGGCGUUCUCUUAUGUAGAUAAUGUACUUGAUGAUAAAUAUAAUAAUAAUAUACCAACAAUACAUUGCAUAUCUCUUUUUCUUUCUCUCUCUCUCUCUCUCUCCAUAUAUAUAUAUAUAUAUACUUUCGUUUUUGGUAGUGAGUACCGUUUGGAAAUCGUACAGCAACCAUCCCGAGCACGGAUGUGUGGUUUUGGAGACAAAGAUCGCCGGCCGAUAUCGCCCCCUCCAAUACUGCAACUACUCGUAAGAAACCGUCAAGGCAUCAUUAUAUCACCUCAAGAUGUCGAUACGUCUUUUUUCAUCGUCUUAUGCGACUGUUUCGACGAAACUGGAACCAAUCCUGCCAACAUGAUCUUUCAUUCCGUUCCCAUAGCAUCACAGCAGCAGCAGCAGCAGCAGCAGCAGCAACAGCAGACAGCAUCCACAGCAUCACCGUCAUCAUCAUCAACAACAACAACAACAUCAUCAUCCUCCGCCACUGCCAAAACAAAUGUCAAAAUGAAGAAUCUAGUCGGCUCUUGCAUAGCAUCUCCUUCAAAGCUUUACAACAUUCAGCGAGAACUUGGAAUAUUCUUUGUGUUUCAUGAUCUAAGUCUGCGAUCCGAAGGCAGGUUCCGUCUCGUUUUCUCUCUUAUUGAUAUUGGCUCGUAA
Zychaea mexicana is the source of this 657-nucleotide messenger RNA. RefSeq names its product velvet factor-domain-containing protein. The transcript has 2 exons. The record is from RefSeq and is a predicted model, not a curated record. Lineage: Eukaryota; Fungi; Mucoromycota; Mucoromycetes; Mucorales; Lichtheimiaceae. Bases 1 to 657 code for a protein of 218 amino acids.